AUGUGUACUGCCAGCGACCCGGGGUACUUCCACCUUGCAUCUUUGGAGAAUUCUAUCGACGAAUCAGCCUUACGAUCACAGAUAGACAGUAACAUUCCGACAUUUGGAAAAGUAUCUGGAGUGGAUCUCUAUGACGCUUCGAACUAUACAAAGACACUCCCUGAUGGAGCGCCGUGCACUGCAAGGAUCUUUGCUCUUUCUGCAGAACGCAUCCGAGCGAUGCGGGGUGAAUUAAGAAAGCACGUCAAGACAGUCACGCCUAUGACCCAAUGCAAUGUCCUCGCUGCUUUGGUGUGGAUCCACGUUACUCGUGCACGACAUCAACGCCUGAUUCAGCAUGGUCAUACAAAUACGAGCAUUGGCAUCGCAGUCAAUUUGCGCGAGCGAGUGAAACCUCAGCUACCGCCGUCGUAUAUGGGAAACAUGGCUCUUAUGACCAGGGCGACAGCCUCCAUUGCUAGGUUCAAUACCGAAUCAUGUGUGACCAGCGCAACUAUCGCCCCCGCCAUUCAAGCAAUCAAUGGCGCAAUCUCGAACGCAACGAACGCUUGGGCUCAGCGUCAUUUUGCAUACUUCCAGUCUAUCGAUCGGAUUAUCGACACUGAAAUCUCGCUCCAAUUCAAUCGCGGCCCUGACUUGUACAUAACCUCGUGGAUGCACUUCGGUGCUGAGUGUGAGUGGGAUAUCCCGGGUACAACGUCCAAAUCGCCUGAGUAUAUUCGCCGGACAUACAGCCCAAGCGACGGCGGUAUAAUCAUCAUGCCAAGGCGCAGAGAAACCGGCCCAUGCGGUAAGGAGGCCCAAUAUGAGGUGCUCAUAAGACUUGCUGGUGAAGAUAUGGAGAGGCUCAUGACUGAGGAAGGGGGACUUGUUUCUUGGUCAGAUAGGAUUGUUGGAUAAUUCACGCACCUAUACGUGCGGAUCCUACACUUGAGUAGUCCUCUUGCUAUAUGAGAAAAACUUUGAUUCAUCAUUCCAGCACCUGCAUCUCUUUUUUUAUAAGAUACUAUACAUGAGCGGUCAUAUUAGCCUGUACACUGCCUGGUUUGGGGGAAACACAUGUUUGCAACUGCACAAGGGCAGCUCCUGUGAGCGGCCUCUCAUCUGUUUGCGCUGAUAUGUAAUGUAUGUUAGCGCUGCGUUCACCUGUUUGGCAUCGUA
Messenger RNA from Periconia digitata, 1161 nucleotides. The record is from the annotation of a GenBank genome assembly. NCBI's taxonomy places the organism in Eukaryota, Fungi, Ascomycota, Dothideomycetes, Pleosporales, Periconiaceae.